GACUUGAAGCAUGCAAAGACCUUACCAAGAAAGACCUCACUACAGACCUCGCCAAAGACCUCACCAAAGCACUCACUAAAGGACUUACUAAAGGAGAUCUCUCCAAAGACCUCACCAAAGAAGUCACUAAAGAACUCAUCAUAGAACUCACUAAAGAACUCAACAUAGACCUCACUCAAGCACUCACCAAGGACCUCAAUAAAGACAUCUCCUCUAUACUAGACCUCACCAAAGAACUCGCCAAAGAACUCACCAAAGAACUCAUCAAAGAACUCACUACAGAACUCACCAAAGAACUCAAUACAGAACUAACUAAAGAACUAACUAAAGAACUAACUAAAGAACUAACUAAAGAACUAACUAAAGAACUAACUAAAGGACUUAAGGAGAUCUCUCCAAAGACCUCACCAAAGAACUCACUAAAGAACUCACUAAAGAACUCAUCAUAG
This is a messenger RNA of Cylindrotheca closterium, 449 nucleotides long. The record is from the annotation of a GenBank genome assembly. Lineage: Eukaryota; Bacillariophyta; Bacillariophyceae; Bacillariales; Bacillariaceae.